Messenger RNA from Xyrauchen texanus (razorback sucker), 1293 nucleotides. It is a transcript of the gene pip4p1b, whose product is annotated as phosphatidylinositol-4,5-bisphosphate 4-phosphatase 1b. Gene Ontology annotation, cellular component: plasma membrane; late endosome membrane; phagocytic vesicle membrane. NCBI's taxonomy places the organism in Eukaryota, Metazoa, Chordata, Actinopteri, Cypriniformes, Catostomidae. The record is from RefSeq and is a predicted model, not a curated record. The coding region runs from base 244 to 888 and encodes 214 amino acids. Gene Ontology annotation, biological process: phosphatidylinositol dephosphorylation. The transcript has 8 exons. Gene Ontology annotation, molecular function: phosphatidylinositol-4,5-bisphosphate 4-phosphatase activity.
CUUUCAUGCAUCGCUUUUGCUCUCCGUUACAACGCCAGGUUACGGCAUGGCAGACGGGGAGAUAUCGCCUCUGCUGUCAGACUGUCGCGACGAAAUGAACGGACUGUCACCGGGAGAUCUAUGAACCAUGUUAGAUUGUUUUGGAGCAAGUUUUAAUCGCAGUGCCGUGCAGUAAGAAAUGAUGCGCAAUUUCUCACAUUCGGUUUUUCACCAUUCCCGUAUGCACCUCCACAUCACUCUUCAAUGUUAGGAGAGGCUCCUCCACUAUACUCCUCAGAGAGUGGCAACGAUCCUGUCAUCAGCUGCAGAGUGUGUCAGUCACUUAUUAGUGUGGGGGGGAAAAUCCACCAGCAUGUAGUCAAAUGUGGGGUCUGCAAUGAGGCUACACCCAUAAAGAAUGCUCCAGCAGGAAAGAAAUAUGUGCGCUGUACCUGUAGCUGUCUUCUCAUCUGCAAAGUCACCUCUCAGAGGAUCGCCUGCCCCCGACCAUACUGUAAGCGAAUUAUCAAUUUAGGUCCUGUUCAUCCUGGUGCAGUGAGUCCAAACCCUCAGCCUAGUGGUGCCAGAGUCUCAUGUGGCCACUGUGCUAACACUUUUCUGUGGACAGAGUUUACAGAUCAGACAUUGGCACGCUGUCCGCACUGCAGAAAAGUCUCAUCAAUUGGCCAGAGGUACCCUAGAAAGCGGAGUUUGAUAUGUUUCCUGUUGUGUUUGAUCUUUACCACAGCGACUGUGGGAUUGAUAGAGGGUACAUGGCAGCUGGCACUUGGUAAUAAGGGGAUAUAUGCUUCCUGGGCAUUUUUCAUUCUUCUGGUGCUGAUCACUUUGCUCAGAACUCUACAUUGGGCCUGCAUGAAAAUCAGUGAACCCCUGCAAAACUAUUCAUAAUGUGAAAGAGACAAAAACAAGGAGUUUACAAAUGAAGGAGAAAACAGAGCAAAGCUGUUCAAAUAAAGAUUUGAGAGAGUUAUACUCCAUAUAAAUGGGUGAAUCUCAUGAAACCUCUUAAGAAUAUCACCAGGUCAUAUUUCAUCCCAAAAUGAAAAUACAUAAAUAAGAAGUUAGGUUUUACAAUAUGUUUGCAUUUUAACAACUUUAAAGGAAUAGUUCACCCAAAAAUGAAAAUUCUCUCAUCAUGCACUCAGCCUCAUGCCAUCCCUGAUGUGUAAAACUUUCUUUCUUCUGCUGAACACAAACAAAUAUUUUAGAAGAAUAUCUCAGCUCUGUUGGUACAUACAAUGCAAGUGAAUGGUGACAAGAACUUUGAAGAUCCAAAAAGCAUGUAAGGGCAAC